This is a messenger RNA of Drosophila willistoni, 4215 nucleotides long. RefSeq names its product dynactin subunit 1 (gene DCTN1-p150). The transcript has 4 exons. The record is from RefSeq and is a predicted model, not a curated record. Lineage: Eukaryota; Metazoa; Arthropoda; Insecta; Diptera; Drosophilidae. Bases 170 to 4024 code for a protein of 1284 amino acids.
GCAAUAAACCGUUAACGGUCAUACUUAAACAUUUCUACAAGGAAAAAAAGAAAUUAUUUUUUAUUAUUUUUGAAGAUUUAGCUGCCUUAGCAGCCUUUAAAUGCCGCUAGCUUAGACGAAAAGGUGAACAAAGAGCCGUGAAUUAUUUAUAUAGAAGAAAACCGGGGCAAUGUCGGAGAAGAACAUCAAAGUGGGCGCCCGAGUCGAACUGACCGGUAAGGAUCUGUUCGGCACGGUCGCUUAUGUGGGCAUGACGAGCUUUGCCGUUGGCAAGUGGGUGGGCGUGGUACUAGAUGAACCGAAGGGCAAGAAUAGCGGAUCUAUUAAGGGUCAGCAAUAUUUCCAAUGUGAUGAAAAUUGCGGAAUGUUUGUGAGACCCACCCAGCUACGUGUAUUGGUACCAGCUCCAGGAUUAGCUGGUGGUAAAUCAUCCAGCGAGGAUGUUAGUGGAACACUUGCUACACCCACGCCCAUGGCCCAACCCACUAAGGCACGGCUGAGCGGAUCACGCACUUCACUCUCAUCCAGUCGCCAAUCAUUAUUAGGCUCUAGGACACAAUUGACCACAUCAUUAAACGAGAGAACCGGCUCCAGCACAAGCAUAGCGACCCGCAAAUCCUUAGUUCCCCAGAACAGUAAGGACAAGGAGACCUCAUCGUCAUCAUCUCUGGCAGAGGGCGCAGCAACAGCAGCAGCAGCUGGUGGAAAUGGAGGUAACGGUGGUUCUCACGCCUCUUCAAAGCGUGCUUCCUUUGUGGAGACUGGAUUCCUUGAGAUACUCAAGCCCCAGUUUACACCAUCGCAGCCUAUGCGUUCGCCCUCGUUCAGCAAUCCAGGUCAAUCCGGCGAGGACAAAGCCGCCCUUUUGGAGGCACAAAAAACCAGCGCCGAGUUGCAAACUCAGCUGGCCGAUCUCACCGAAAAACUGGAAACAUUGAAGCAACGCCGCCAAGAGGACAAGGAACGCUUGCGCGAAUUUGACAAAAUGAAAAUACAAUUUGAGCAAUUGCAAGAGUUCCGUACAAAGAUAAUGGCGGCUCAAGCCUCACUCCAAAAAGAAUUGCAACGUGCCAAACAAGAGACGAAAGAUGCCAUCGAGGCUAGAGAGCGUCAUGCCCAGGAAAUGGCUGAACUUUCCGACAACGUAGAGAUGAUCACUCUGGAUAAGGAAAUGGCUGAAGAAAAGGCGGAUACCUUGCAAUUGGAGCUAGAAGCCCUAAAGGAACGCAACGAGGAACUGCAAGUAGAUUUAGAUCUGUUGCGUUCCGAAAUGCAAAAUAAGGCGGAGACAUCUAUUGGCAACAUUGCCACCGAGGGAUCCGCUGGCAUGUCCACCUAUGAAUUCAAGCAAUUGGAACAGCAGAAUAUUCGUCUGAAGGAGACUUUGGUACGUCUGCGAGAUCUUUCCGCCCAUGAUAAGCAUGAUAUACAAAAGUUGAGCAAAGAAUUGGAUAUGAAGCGUUCCGAAGUAGCCGAAUUGGAGCGUACCAAAGAGAAAUUGAGCGCUAAAAUCGAUGAACUGGAGGCCACAGUCGCCGACUUGCAGGAACAAGUUGAUGCCGCACUUGGAGCCGAAGAGAUGGUCGAACAAUUAGCUGAACAGAAAGUGGAAUUGGAGGACAAAGUGAAAUUGCUGGAAGAGGAAAUCUCUCAAUUGGAGGCCCUGGAAGAGGUGCACGAACAACUGGUGGAGAGUAAUCAUGAAUUGGAAUUGGAUUUACGCGAAGAGCUUGAAAUGGCCAAUGCGGCCAAGAAGGAUGUAUUGCGUGAUCGUGAUGCAGCCAUUGAGACUAUAUAUGAUCGCGAUCAAACAAUAACCAAAUUCCGUGAAUUGGUGCAAAAGUUAAAUGAACAAUUGUUGGAAUUGCGUGAGCGUAGCUCAACCAAUGAGCAAAAAUCCCUUCAAGAUCCGAGCCUCAAAUUGGCAAGCGAAACAAUUGAUUAUAAGCAAAUGUUUGCCGAAUCGAAGGCCUAUACCAGAGCCAUCGAUGUGCAAUUGCGUCAAAUUGAGCUGAGCCAGGCCAAUGAACAUGUCCAAAUGCUAACAGCCUUUAUGCCUGAAUCAUUUAUGAAUCGCGGCGGUGAUCAUGAUUCUAUAUUAGUUAUACUCCUAAUAUCACGCAUCGUUUUCAAAUGCGGCAUUGUUGUCUCCCAGACACGAGAACGUUUCCCGGCCGUUGAGGCGGUUACAAGGGAGGCUGUCACCCAGGGACACACUGUCCAGCAAUAUGCAUUCAAAUGUCGCCUCAUGCACUAUAUACACAAUUUGCAGUGUGCUCUACAUCAGAUCCUAUAUGGUUUGAAUAGCUGCCAGCCAGAUACACUAUUGCGUGCAGGUAGUUCGCUACCCGAAAUGAUUGCCCAAGAGAAGAUUGUUGAUGGCAUUAUUGAAUUGCUGAAAUCCAAUCAAUUGGAUGAGAAUAGCACAACCGAUAAUAUUGAGAAAUGUGUGGCCUUCUUUAAUGCCAUGAAUUCGGUUCUUUUGGCUGGCGAGCAGCUAUUGAAUGAGACACAAAUGAUACGAGAUUGUGUAGCCUCUUUGAGUGCGGCAUGUGAAUCCAUAUUGAAUGAUACGGCCAUUGCAAAGGUCAUUAUCGAAGAGGCUGGCAGCACAAGUGACUCUAUGCUGCUCAUUCAGUUCCUUAACGAGCAUAUGGAGAGCAUUAAGCAGCAGGUGAAAUUAAUCAAACGUCGCCUACCCACAGAUCAGCAUGUGAUUAAGGUGGGUCUCUCCCAGCACAAGGUCGAUGCCAUUCGUGUAUUGGCCCAAAAUAUCAGUCGCAUAAUGUCGACCAUGCAUCAGGCCUCGAAACAAUCUCUGGCUGCAAUUGUCUCCAACAUUGAGAGUGAUAAUGCAGCCGAGCACACUAUACCUCAGGAUAAAUAUUGGUCUCUAUUAUCAGCUGCUUGUGAACGUAUUUAUGAGCAGGACGAUCGCGGUCCUACACACAAUUUCAAAGCACUCCUCGCCCAGGCAAAUUCGGACCUACAGCAUAUAGCCCAACAUUUGCUGGACAAGGAAUAUGAGAUUAUAUCGGCUGCAAAUGCUCUGCAGCAGCAGCAACAGCAACAGGUACCCGGUGGACAGCAACAGCGUCCAAAUUCAUUGAGUACUCCCAUCAAUCAGAGGGCGCAGCUCAUUAAAAAGCAAUUGGAACAAAAGAACAUUUUGGCUGCCACAUUGGAGAAUCGUGAAGCGGAUAUUAAGCAACUUAAAUUGGCUGCCAAGAUGAAACAGAAUGAACUGAGUGAAAUGCAAAUACGCAAAGAUUUGGCCGAAAAGAAAUUGAGUGUCCUUCAGGGUGAAUAUGAACAUGCUGUCGAUAAAUGGAAAUUGCAAUAUGAGGAGACACGCCAGCAAUUGCAAUUGAAAGAAAAAGAAUUUGAGGAGACAAUGGAUCAUCUUCAAAGUGAUAUCGAUGCAUUGGAGAGUGAGAAAAUCGAUUUGAGGGAUAAAUUGAAAUUGAAUACAAGUUCAGGGAAAAAUCAAUCAUCCGAUUCGCAUUCUUCGCAUAAUCUAUCAACAACGGCCGCCCAUUCCACUGGAGUGGGUGGUGGUGGCAGUGCCAAUGUCAGUUACUCUGCACCAGCUGGAACCGCUCCCCUAGUGGCUGAGGAAGUUCAGCUCCUUAAGUGCGCCUUCAAUCAGGAGCGUAACGAGAGAUUGCGCCUACAAGCCCAAGAUAUGCGUGCUAAACUUCAACAAUUCGAGCCCCUGCAUGUACCACAGCCUCAGGAUCAAAAGAUAAAUGCUUUGGAAUCGGAACUAACCAAAAUGAAGCACGCCUGGGUGUUAUCCCUCCUACAAGUGCAGGCCAAUGGCAUCCAAUCUGGCAAUAUCGAUGCCAUAGCCCUUCAGCGUCGUCAUCAACCAGUGCCGGCCAAAGCGAUGAUCAGUUCGAAGGCUUCUCAACUGGCUUCCGACAUCCUAUCAGAAUAUUUGCAUAGGAAACCGCAUCGGGCGGCUCGUGGACAAUUCGCGGCCUUCCCCACCGUCGAUGUGAAGCGUGUGCUGCAGAUAUAAAGAUUGAAAACCAGGGCAAUAAUUUAGUAUAGCAAAUCGCACAAAAAUGUUUAUGUUAUGUUGCAAAUGGCAUCACAAAUGCUUCUCUGGGCCCCGGAAUCCCCCCUCCUCCCUUGCAGCAGCUAAUAUUUUGUCUCUAGCGCACCAAAACCAAGAAAAAAUAUUUAAUUGUUCUUUGGAAUAUUGUGUUU